Molecule: messenger RNA, 1491 nt
Organism: Vespa mandarinia (Asian giant hornet)
Lineage: Eukaryota; Metazoa; Arthropoda; Insecta; Hymenoptera; Vespidae
Product: retinol-binding protein pinta
Cellular component (GO): membrane
Molecular function (GO): phosphatidylinositol bisphosphate binding
Source: RefSeq, a predicted model, not a curated record
AUGUAAUUACGUAGAUCGAAUAAAAAAAGAGAAAAAAAAAUAUUGUUCGAUAAGUGAUAAUUAAUGAGAUAGUGAAAAACAAUUAUUUUCAUAAGAUUAAGAAUUUACGUUUGUCUCUGUUUAUUCAUUGUAAUCAUAAUACGCGCUAUCUUUACGUCAGAUGGCGCAGUAGAUCAUUAUUAGAUUUAUUCUGUUCCUAUAUCUAUUCAGUUCUCUCGUAGAUCAUUUUUAGUUGAGACGAUUUUCCCUAAAUAAAAUCGUUUCGAUCUUUGUAUACAAAUGGCAGAUAAUUUAAAAAAGGAGUGACAAUUUUUUUUUAAUAAAAUUAAAAGUUGACGUAAUCGAAGAUAAGAUAGUUUUUAAUUUGGAGGAAGAUAACGGAUACGCAAAGAACAGUUGUAUUUAUAUUUACUACUUAUACAGAAUGACAGAGUCAAAAGUUUACGUUUGUCAAUUAUCUCAAAAGGAAAAAGAUUACGCAGCGGCAAAUUUAAAUGAGACAGAUGAUAACAGAUCGCAGAAGAUCGAAGAAAUACGCGAAUGGAUUUUAAAAAAUGAUGAUCUACACGCUUGCACAGACGACUUCUUUAUUCUACGUUUUUUAAGGGCUUGCAAAUUUAAUAUUGAAACAACGAAAUAUAAAUUUUGGAAUUAUCAUGAACAAAGAGGUAAUACUCCAGAAUGGUAUGCAAAUAAGGAUCCAUUUCUGGUCGAAUUACAGGAUAUGUUUGAAUUAGGAGUAUUUUUACCAAUGAGGAAAUUAGAUAAUAAAGGGAGAAUGGUGGUUCUAAUACGAAUCGCCGCACAUGAUCCUAAUAAACAUAAACAAGCGGAUAUGUUAAAGGCUUCUUUGAUGACAUUGGAUAUCGCAAUAAGAGAAAACGAAUCUGCUUCGUUGCACGGUAUAAUAGCCAUUUUGGAUUUAGCAGGUAUAUCUUUCGGUCACGCGCUUCAAUUUUCACCGAGCGUCAUUAAAAAGUUGGUACAUGCUUGGCAAGGUUGUUAUCCUUUAAGAAUACAGGCAUUAGAGUUUAUAAAUUCACCGAUUUAUGUAAAUGUCGUUUUAAAUGUCUUCAAAAGUUUUAUGGUCGAUAAAUUGAAACGAAGAGUGCACGUGCAUACGUACGGAAAGAAAACUUUUCUUGAUAUAGUUCAACGUGAUAUAUUGCCGGUUGAGUAUGGUGGUACCGAUGGAUCUAUAAAUGAUUUAAAAGAUUAUUGGAAAUGUAAAGUGGAAGAAAAUCGAGCGUGGUUCGCUGUGGAAGAAUGUUAUAAAGUAAAAAUUAAAUAAUAUAUAAAUAUAAAUAUAUAUAUAUAUAUUUAUAUAUUUAUAUUUAUAUUUAUAUAUUUAUAUAUUGUGCACAUAUAUUGGUAAAGUUUAGGAAUUCUGCAUAUAAAUUUGGUAUUAUGAUCGUUUCGGAGACAUUUGUAAAAAAACAAUAUAGUUUUAGCAUAGAAUGUACAAAGGGUGCUGAAAGUCUCUAAGUCAGA